Molecule: messenger RNA, 996 nt
Organism: Cajanus cajan (pigeon pea)
Lineage: Eukaryota; Viridiplantae; Streptophyta; Magnoliopsida; Fabales; Fabaceae
Gene: RIC5
Product: ROP-interactive CRIB motif-containing protein 5
Biological process (GO): intermembrane lipid transfer; ceramide transport
Cellular component (GO): cytoplasm; cytosol; membrane
Molecular function (GO): ceramide 1-phosphate transfer activity; ceramide 1-phosphate binding
Source: RefSeq, a predicted model, not a curated record
AGAGCGUAACUAGUAAUUCCUUAUUUAAAUUCUGAGAUAUAAAUUCGACGUCACCUUUGGAAAACAAAAUUAAAAAAAAUAGCUAUAAAUUUGUGUGAUACGCCUGCAGUUUUUAUUCUUAGUCUGAGAUCACCGAGGUCUUCCUCGUUCAGUUGUAGCAAAGCACGAAAUGGAGGGGACUGUCUUUACUCCUGCACUGGAAGGAAUUAAGCUUGUAAAAUCGGACCAAGGAGAAAUUCUGACUCAGCCUUUCUUGGAUGCCUGCAAGCAAAUACUGCCUGUUAUAGAUAAGUUUGGAGCUGCUAUGUCCCUCGUUAAAUCUGACAUAGGUGGUAACAUAUCGAGAUUGGAAUCUAAAUAUAACUCCAAUACAACCAGAUUCAACUACUUGUACAGUUUGGUACAAGUAGAGGUUGAAACUAAAACGGCUAAGGCAUCAUCCAGUUGUACCAAUGGACUUCUUUGGCUUACCAGAGCAAUGGAUUUUUUGUUGGCAUUGUUCCAAAACUUAACUGAUCAUGCGGAUUGGACGAUGGCACAAGUCUGUACAGAUUCCUAUAACAAGACUCUAAAGAAGUGGCAUGGCUGGCUUGCUAGUUCAAGCUUCACUGUAGCGAUGAAGCUUGCUCCUGAUAGGAAGAAAUUCAUGGAGGUGAUACAAGGAAGUGGAACUGGUGAUGUUAGGGCCGAGAUGGAGAAAUUUUGUGCUGACUUUUCUCCAAUCCUUGAAGAGAAUCACAAGUUCCUGGCUCGUCUUGGCUUGGAUGAUAUGAAGGCAUCAUGAAGACCUGGUCUCACUCUCAUGUUGAGUCCUUAAAGUCCAUUUUCUUUGUUGGCAUCCAGUCCCAUUCACAUGAUAAAAACUCAAUUACUUUAAUCAUGUUCCGCAAAUUUCUUGUUUUCUGCUUGGUGGUAUAGAAUCUUGAUUUAAGCGUUGUUGAACUCUAGUUUAAUUUCUUAUUAUAAAAACAGUCAUUAUUUUUAGGCUCAAUCUUA